Molecule: messenger RNA, 5267 nt
Organism: Globicephala melas (long-finned pilot whale)
Lineage: Eukaryota; Metazoa; Chordata; Mammalia; Artiodactyla; Delphinidae
Source: RefSeq, a predicted model, not a curated record
UUCCACCUCAUUGCCUGCGUUCACAGUGGAACGGGAAUGGCUGUAGUAGGAUUCACCUGUGUUCUCAUAUUUUCUCCUGAUCCUCUGAAACCUUGAGUUCUGAGGGCGAGCCUGGAGGGGUGGGGCAGCUUUGGUUACCGUGACAACUGCAAGACACCAAUUUAGGCUUUGAGAAUUUGGGAAGGGAGAGCUUCUUCUGGAAUGACUCCUUAAAAUACGUUCUGGAAUAGGUAUGAGUGAUUUCAGUGAAGAAUUGAUAAGGCCCACAACAGAGGAUGAACAGGGGGAACCGCGUGCGCCCUCUGGUACAGGGAUGUGCUUUCCUUGGCUCCAAAAGCAUAUAGAAACCGUAGCGAUUGGAGGAAAACAGGAGAAGGAUUUUGCUCAGACAACAAGUGCUUGUUUAAGUCUUAUCCAAGAAGCUCUGCUGAAGCACCAGUGGCAGCGAGCUGCAGAAUACAUGCACAGUUACUUUCAAAUCUUGGAAGAUUCAGAUAGCAACAAGAGACAGAUUGCACCGGAGAUUAUUUGGAGGCUUGGAAGUGAAAUUCUUUAUUAUCAUCCCAAAAGCAGUGUGGAGACUUUCAAUACCUUUGCUGACCGGAUGAAAAAUAUUGGUGUCAUGAAUUACUUGAAGAUCUCCUUACAACAUGCAUUAUACCUUCUGCAUCAUGGUAUGCUUGAGGAUGCGAACAGAAAUCUCAGCCAGGCAGAGACAUGGCGAUACGGUGAAAAGUCGUCUUCUCAGGAAGUGUUAAUCAACCUUAUUCAGGCCUAUAAAGGGCUUUUGCAGUAUUAUAUUUGGUCUAAAAAGAAGAUGGAAUUGUCUCAGCUUGAUGAGGAUGAUUAUGCUUACAACACAGCGUCCCAGAAUAUGCUCAACCACAGCUGGAAGACAUCUAUAAACCUUUGUGCAUUGAUUCAGAUUCCUGGAGUUUGGGACCCUUUUGUGAAGAGUUAUGUAGAGAUGCUGGAAUUCUAUGGGGAUCAAGAUGGAGCCCGAGAGGUGCUUACCAAUUACGCCUAUGAUGAAAAGUUCCCAUCAAAUCCAAAUGCUCAUAUCUACUUAUACAACUUUUUAAAGAGAGAGAAGGCACCAAGAGAGAAACUGAUAAGUGUGCUUAAGAUUUUGUAUCAGAUUGUACCAUCUCAUAAACUGAUGUUAGAAUUCCAUAGAUUACUGAGAAAAUCAGAAAACGAAGAACACCGUAAACUGGGGUUGGAGGUAUUAUUUGGAGUCUUAGAUUUUGCUGGAUGCACUAAAAAUAUAACUGCUUGGAAAUAUUUGGCAAAAUAUCUCAGACAGACUUUAAUGGGGAGUCAUCUUGCCUGGGUUCAAGAAGAGUGGAACUCCAGGAAAAACUGGUGGCCAAGCUUUCACUUCAGCUACUUUCGGGCAAAAAGUGAUUGGAAGGAAGAUAAAGCUUUAGCUUGUGAGAAAGCUUUGGUAGCUGGGUUAUUGUUAGGAAAAGGUUGUAGAUAUUUUCGGAAUAUUUCAAAACAAGAUCAUCAAGUCUUAAAGAAGAAAAUUAAGCAGAUAAAGAAAUCAGUGAAAAAAUACAGCAUUGUAAAUCCAGGACUCUGAUACUGAAUUUUAGUUACUUCAGAUUAGUAGCUACAGAGUAGUAACUCAGUUGAUAGCUUUAAAUGUAUUUAUUUAUUUGAUAUUUUAAGAAGGUAGCUUAUUUGGCUAUGAAAAAGUUAUAUUUUCUUUUACUAUCGGUUAUAACUGAAGAAACAGUCUCAUUGCCUUUGCUCUUUGUAAAUAUAUUUUUCCUUUUUUUUGUACUGUUAAAUGUAACAUUUAUUAAGGAAUAAUCUUCAAAUAAAAAUACAUUUGUUUAAUCAGAGCAUAUAGCUCUACAGCAGUUAUUGCUGUUUGCAGAUAAUUUGCCUCUGAUAAUUGUGUAAUGAAAUAUAACUUGUGGGACUGUUAAAUGAACAUGUGUAUUCUUUUAGAUGCAAAUGAUCUAUGUUAGGUUUACCACCAUGAAGAACAUAUUGGUGAUGAGUUCUGUUGAGGAAACAGAGAAGGAUUUAGAAAAGAACUCCUCCUCUUUCUCUUUUGGUAGUAAGACAUGGCAGUGUGGGGUUAAGUGACCUCUGGUAGAGAGCUACCUUUGACUCUGGAGGACUCAUUUGGGUCAGAGAGGGUAGGAGGGGCCUGGUUGCUUUUAGCUGGCACUGGCCUAACUUUAAAGGAUUCUAGCUUUGUUGGUUUUGCUUGUUUGCCUUGCACAGCAAUCUAAGACAUGUUCUAGAACUACUGUGUCCCUCUCCUUUCUCUUGGAAACCAGAAUGCAGCAGUAGGUAGCUGGACAGUGGAGAAAUAGUGUCCCAGGGUCAUACAGGAAGCCCAUUGGAAAGCUUUGCUCAGAAGCCAAGAACAACUUUCCUGGAAUAUAAGCUGAGCUUUCUAAUAUGUUGUGGUAACUGGUGGAGUAAGUGCUUCUUGAAAACUGUCUUGGUUCAUAUACAUUUACUGUUCAGAUAACUAGUAUUUGAGUUCCAUGAAGGCUCCUUAACUUCAGAGCAAGUCCGAUAUUAAGGUGGCAAACCACACGUUUUCCCCAUUGGCUUAUAUUCCUACCAAUUUCAAACCAUCUGUCAGAAAAUUAGGGGACAAAUUAUGCUUUGUCAAUAAUUCGAUAUUUUAUACUUCGUAAAUAAAUGACUAUCAACAGAUAACUACCCAACUUUAUAAUAUUUGUGUGAAACAAGUAGGUGCCCCACAGAACCAAAGUAAAGCAAGUGAAAACUACCAAUGAAUAGGGUCGGCUUCACCACUGAGAGUCCAUGCUUGGGUGGUAAAGGAGUUCCAUAUAAGAUCAACACUAUAAGGGUGAAAUUCCCAGAGGAUGUGGACAGAAUCUCAAAGCCUAAGCCAAGAUCGUCAGGGCAUCUACUCCCUGAAACCUAUAGUCAAAAACUCUAAAAUAGGAUUUAUGAAUUCUCAUGGUCCCUAGCAGGAUGGAGGUGAGAAUGAAGGAGAAAUGAGUAGAUAUGGUUAUCAAAUGUUUGUAUCUAAUUGUGCAAUAAGAGCAAUGUGAAACUUUUUCCAACUGUGAAAUUUUUUUAAGCCCACUAAAAGCUAGUUUCAUGAGUCAUAAUGGCUAAAAUUUAUCAAGCACCUUGGGCUUUACAUUUCAUCAUCUCAUCACUGCAGUCCUAUGAAUUAUCCCUAUCUUAACAAGAAAGAAAGUGGUGUCUUCAGAGAUUAAGUCACUUGCCCAGGGUCACAGCUGGUAGAUGCUGGCUCCAGGACUAUAACCCGAUCAGUGUGGUUCCAAAGGUCACACUCUGUGCUAUGUGUACUGCCUUCCAGUUUAGUCAUGUUUAUAACCUGUAGUGCCCUGAGCUAGGGAGCAGGAAAAAGAAUAGAGGGGAUCCAUCACCCAUCCUUUCUCCUGGGCAUGGAAGGUUCCCUCUCUGUGUCCUCACUGAUCCCUCCCCAUACAGACUCUUGUGAAAUCACCACAUUGUUUAAUGGUCUUUGUACAUCUGUCUUUCUCAGUAGUAUAUUACCUAGCCUUAAUAAUCUCCAUAUCACCAACACCUAACAGAAUUUCUGGCUUAUUAAAUAUUGAGUAGAACUGAAUGAAAAUUUAUGAAAGCUAUGGACUGAGUGCACCUGUCCCAUAGGCAGUAAUAAUCUUGGUGAAUUUCUGCCAAGGGUAGGGCCUCAGGAGACUGUUAGGUUUGAAUCCUGGGUUUAUCAUAUGCUUUCAUUGUUUCUUUACCUACAGAAUGGAGACAAGUAAAAUUGAUUGCUGUACUUUCUUUUUUAUUUUUAUUUUAAUAUUUAUUUAUUUUGGUUGUGCUGGGUCUUAGUUGCAGCAUGCAGGAUCUUUAGUUGCCAUAUGCGGGCUUCUUAGUUGUGGCAUGUGGACUCUUAGUUGCGGCAUGCAUGUGGGAUCUAGUUCCCCAACCAGGGAUCGAACCUGGGCUGCCUGCAUUGGGAGUGCAGAGUCUUACCCACUGGACUACCAGGGAAGUUCGUGUACUUUCUUUUUAAAAAAAUACUUUUAUACAUCAUGAUGGAAUGAGAAAAAUCUGGGAUGUAAUUCAGAACACCUAAACUUCCUUGCCAUCUUUUGCGGUCACCUAAAGCAUGACCCUAAAUGUUUCAUGAAACCUCUCAGACUUAAGCCACUUGUCUAUACAUUGGUAAUGGCAUAUCUACCCUGCUUAGCUAAUAGAAUUAUUGUGAAGAUCACAUGAGAUGAAGUGAGAUAAUACUUCAUAAACUAUAGUACAUAAUACAAAUGAGAAGAAUUAUUAAUACUUUCCCUGAGCUUAAACGUGCCUGCUCAUUUUCAGACUGUGAGAGAAGGCAGAUAGAUGCCAGAGAAAUCAGUAAACUAUAUGCAAGAGUACUGAGCUGGAGCAUUUCUUUUUAUAUUUUCUCAAUUUUAUUCCAUGACCUGAUUCUAGGAUAAACACCAGAACUUAACCUCACAAUAUCGUUUUUAAAAGGCACUUGCUGGGCUUCCCUGGUGGUGCAGUGGUUAAGAAUCCGCCUGCCAAUGCAGGGGACACAGGUUCGAACCCUGGCCAGGGAAGAUCCCAGAUGCCGCAGAGCAGCUAAGCCCGUGCGCCACAACUGCUGAAGUCCGUGCGCCCUAGAGCCCACGAGCCACAACUACUGAGCCUGUGCUCUAGAGCCCACGAGCCACAACUACUGAGCCUGCAUGCCACCACUACUGAAGCCCGUGUGCCUAGAGCCUGUGCUCUGCAACAAGAGAAGCCACCGCAAUGAAGAGUAGCCCCCGCUCGCCGCAACUAGAGAAAGCCCGCGUGCAGCAACAAAGACCCAACGCAGCCAAAAAUAAAUAAAUAGAUUUAUUUUUUUUAAAAAAAGGCACUUGCCAUAGGAAACAACGUGUGUGUGUGUGUAACUGCUAUGGGAUGAAUUGUGUGUCCCCAAAAAGACGCAUUGAAAUCCUAACCCCCAGUACCUCAGAAUGUGACUUUAUUUGGAGAUUGGAUCUUUAUAGAGUUAAUCAAGUUAAAAUAAGACCAUUAAAGUGAGUGCUAAUCUGACUGAUGUCUUUAUAAAAGGGGAAAUUUGGACACAGACAUGCACACAGGGAGAAAGUUGUAUGAACACAACGACAGAUAUUGGGGUGAUGUUUCUACAAGCGAAGGAAUGCAAAACAUUGCUGGUAAACCCUGAAAAGCUAGGGGAGGGACGGGGGCCAGAUUCUUCCUCCUGGCCCUCAGAAGGAACCCACCCUGCUGACACCUUGAUCUCAGACUUCCAGCCU